CGCCGACGCCGAGCUUCUCCAAUGGCGUCCUCCGAGCAACCUCUGAAGAAGCGCAAGCUCUACGAUUCUGCACCUUUGGAACCCCAAGGUCCCCCAAUCCCGAGCCCAAAUGUGCCCCUCCCUCCUCCUUCCCAGGAGGAGAUCCUUCGGAAGAGAAAGAAUCGUGAUGAGAUCCGAAACCUUUACGAGUUUUACCGGCGCAUGAAGUACUGUGUCGCCCAGAAGAAUCUGAGGCUCAUGCCGGAUUUCGAGCAGGCGUAUCUAUCACUCAUCUCCGCUUCACGAGGUUGCACAAGUGUACAACGUAUUGUAGCUGAGCUUAUUCCUCGGUAUGCAUCAUAUUGCCCAACUGCUCUUGAAGCAGCUGCUAAAGUUUCCAUUAACAUGUAUAAUUGGAGCUUGGCCAUUAUAAUAAGAGGAGAGGAUGUAGAUGGUGUUGCAUAUCAGACUGCUAAAGCAUGUAUUUUUGGCCUAGUUGAUAUAUGCUCCACAGCCUCACAUGAAGCACCAACAUCAUCCGUCAUACAGGGCAUAUGCUCUGCUGUUUUCUUAAAUGUUCUUACUUUCUUCACUUCAAGUUUUGAGGAGAAGGAUGUUUUUGAGAUUGGUGGCAAGCAACUAAUGAAGUUGCAAGAAUCCAUGGAAUCCUUCUCUGACUUAAAACAAGAACCGGCAGAUGAUGUUGAACUGGCGUCAUAUAAGUUAUUCAACUUCAGGGCACUUAGUCUGCUGCAUAUUUUCUUUUCUUAUCCAAGAAACUUGCUUGAAGCCUGCUUUGAACUUCUUGUUUCUGAUGGAGUUGAUGGUCUUGCUAAAAGGCCGAUACUUUCUCACUCAGGGAGGAUAAAGUUGACCCUUCAAAAAUUUAAUAAUCAUCGCUAUUUGGCUGAUAAGAUCCCUGUCCAAUAUGGAAUUGCUGCUGAGAAACCUGAUGCAUCUUCCACUGACAUGCAUUGUGAGGAUAAAAGUGCUACCAGAGAAGUUGCAGGCCAAAUGGCAGAAUUUGCAAGAUUAAGAUUUCCGGUGGGUUCAAAUUUGCAGCCCAUGAAAAAGGUUCAAAGUCAUUUAACUGAACGGUCCAUGUCAGCAAAAAGUUUAGAGAUGGGUGACUUGGAAGAUUCUAGCUUAGAAAGGAAUUCUAACGAGGACUUGUUGAGCAGGCAACACCUAUCUGCAAUUAAUAGCAAGCAAUCAGACUAUGAAAAUGACGAUACUCAUAAUAAAGUUCGUGGUGGUGAAGCUGCAAAAGAUCAGAUACUUAAUAUUGAUCAUGAGUUGUUGGUAAACACCUCUGUCUCUGGAGUUGCACCCAAUAUAUUGCCAUCUCCAAAGCCAAUUGCAGCCACCCAAUAUUUUGCGUCUCCAAGUCAAGUUCAUUGGUAUUCUGAUGGAGAUCCUGCAGCUAUGGAUGUAUUCUCUGCCUCUAAGAUGCUCUGGUUAGGUUCUCUUGGUCAUGAUGCCUCUGAAUCUGUAGUUAGAAUGCAACUUGAAGACUUUGGCCCCAUUGAGCAAUUUCUGUUCUUUUCUAGCAAAGACUUUGCUUUGAUUGAAUAUAGAAAUAUUAUGGAUGCUGUAAAAGCACGGGAGUACAUGCAAGGAUCCUCCCUGUGGGGUGGCUGCCUUUGUAUUAAAUUCUUAGACACAGGAUUUGGUAGUAGAGGGGCUAUUAAUGGUGUUGCAAUUGGUGAGAGUUGUCAUGUUUACAUUGGAAGAGUACCAUCCAAACAGGCAAAGGAUGAUAUUUUCAAUGAGUUAAUGGCUGCUAGGUUAAGUAAUCCCCGCAUGGUUACUGACCUUACAAGUGAAAGUGCAUUACUUUUGGAAUAUUGUUCUUCUGAGGAGGCAACCAUUUCAAUGUCUCACAUCAGGAUGUGCCGGAAAGAGACUAGGCGCAAUGUAUUAUCAAAUAAAAGCUUGACGAUAAGUACAGUUAUAGGGGAAAGGCCUGCUUCUGGUUGUCAGCUCAUGGUGAGCCAAAUAGAUGCUUCUGUCUCUGAUGAAGAGUUGAUUAAUGCUUUUUCAAGAUUUGGUGAGCUUACUGGAUGGCAGUUUAUGAGACAAAAUGGAUGUUGCUUAAUAAAUUUUCAAUCAUGUGAAUCUGCUAAUGCAGCUAAAUCCCAUUUAGAUGGUGUAAGGUUUGGGCUUAUGUCUAUUGAGGUUGAGAUCAGAUCAGACCACCCUGCCCAUGGUAAUAUACUAUCACCACAUGUGCAGACUUCACAUGAAAGCCCCUGCUGA
Molecule: messenger RNA, 2238 nt
Organism: Dioscorea cayenensis subsp. rotundata (Guinea yam)
Lineage: Eukaryota; Viridiplantae; Streptophyta; Magnoliopsida; Dioscoreales; Dioscoreaceae
Molecular function (GO): RNA binding; ubiquitin binding
Source: RefSeq, a predicted model, not a curated record